Pelobates fuscus (common spadefoot toad) is the source of this 3445-nucleotide messenger RNA. RefSeq names its product catenin delta 1 (gene CTNND1). The transcript is spliced from 19 exons. The record is from RefSeq and is a predicted model, not a curated record. NCBI's taxonomy places the organism in Eukaryota, Metazoa, Chordata, Amphibia, Anura, Pelobatidae. Bases 232 to 2823 code for a protein of 863 amino acids. Gene Ontology annotation, molecular function: cadherin binding. Gene Ontology annotation, cellular component: plasma membrane; adherens junction; cytoplasm. Gene Ontology annotation, biological process: cell-cell junction assembly; cell-cell adhesion.
CACGCUCUCUCAUUGGCGGCUUGCCGGCCUCCUUUUUUUCGCGCUCCCUGAUUGGACGCUGGUGGGCAGGCAGUGACGUCACCGGCUAGUCCUGGGAAGGGCGGGUUCGGUCCGAGCGACGGAGCCCUGAGCGGUGGGGAGAGAACCGCCGUGAGUGACGUCACCCAGCCCACCUCUGCUCGCAGCCCAGAGACACGCUGAGCCCACCCUGAGGGUCUCUCUUUCCUACUUAUGGAUGAGCCAGAGUCUGACAGCCCGGCCAGUAUCCUGGCCUCAGUGCGAGCACAGGAGGCACAGUUUGAACUGCUGUCUCGUGCUCUGGAAGAAGAGAGGAGACACGUCACUGCUCAGCUGGACCGGGUGUGGGUGACGCCACAGGAACCUACCCCCCCAAUCGCCAAUGGCACCCUCACCCGUCGCCAGCAGGAUCGGUCACCAGUUGUGUACUCCCCAAUUAGGAUGGAGGGCCACCAGCUGCUACCUGCAGAUGAAAGCUAUGCACUGGAUGAGGAUCACUCCUAUCUAUCCUACAGUAUGUCCGAUGAUCCCCGGAGCGGUGAUAUUGCAAUAAAACCAUCUGUUGGAUACUCACAAACGUUAGAUCGUCCAUAUCGUGAUCCAGUUGGAGGGGGUGGUGCAUACACAACUGUACCCAGAAAUUACCAUUUUCGAGGCCCAGGUGCGGAGCCAAUGCAAAUGAUUCCUCCCCAGCAACAUCCUGGGUACAGCAGUUUAUCUAGGCCCAAUCAGAGAUACCGCACUGUGGAACCUUACAGAGCUCCAGGUUAUGGGCCUCAGCCACAAGUGAGAGGGGGUGGCUUUGGCGGUAGCCAGUCUGAUUUGCUUGCUGGCCGGGGAUAUGGAUCUGAAGAUGCCUAUGGAAUGGAAGAUGAUCGUAGAAGCCUUGGUGGUUAUGUAGAUGGCCCUGACUAUUCCACAAUGGGAAGGAGAGGAGCUAAUGGAGGUGACCCACGCAGGAGGCUGAGGAGUUAUGAAGAUCCCCUCUCUGAUCACUAUGGGUCUACUCUACCUGCCUCAGGCAGCCUUUCGAGCCUUGGACCUGCUCCUUUGGGUCUUGCCCCCAGUAGUGGAACUUGGCGUCAGCCAGAAUUACCAGAGGUCAUCGCAAUGCUUAGCUACACUCUGGAUGCUGUUAGAUUAAAUGCAGCUGCCUAUUUGCAGCAUCUUUCCUAUCGGAAUGAGGAUGUCAAGAAAGAGGUAUGUCGCCUACGUGGAAUACCCCCUCUUAUAAGUCUACUGGAAGACCCACGAGCCCCUGUCAGACUUGCAGCAUGUGGAGCACUCAAGAAUCUUUCUUAUGGUCCCGCAAAGGAGAAUAAGAUGGCAGUGAAAAACUGUGAUGGAGUUCCAGCAUUAGGAAGACUGUUAAGGAGGAGAGGGGAAGGCAGAGAGGGGAGAGAAAUGGCAGAGUGUGUAACUGGCACUCUUUGGAACCUGUCUUCUUUGGACUCCAUAAAGAUGGAGCUUGUUGAUCAGGCUUUAAACACUCUCACUCAGGAAAUACUUGUCCCUCACUCUGGGUGGCAACGAGAUGGAGGUGUACAGGAUGGAGAAGAGGGGAAGCCCAGAAAUAUUGAGUGGGAGCAAGCCCUGGUUAACACUACUGGCUGUCUAAGAAACAUUUCCUCUGAGCGCUCUGAGGCACGCAGGAAGAUGAGAGAGUGUGAGGGACUAGUGGACUCUGUUGUUUACAUUCUUCGGUCUGAGAUAAGCAACAAGCAAGUAGACCGUAAGCUUGUGGAGAAUGUAGUAUGCCUGCUUAGGAACCUAUCAUACCACAUACACCGUGAGAUUCCACAGGCUGAGAAAUACCAAGAAGCACCACAAAAUAACACCGCUGAGCCCCGCAACCAAAGUUGCUUUGGAGUUCGACGAGGAAAAGGCAAGAAGACUUCAGAAGAGAAUUCUGCAGAUGCUGUUGAUUUUCCAAAGAGAACAGCCCCAGCACAAGGUUAUGAGCUUCUCUUUCAGCCAGAGUUAGUGCAGCUUUAUGUGUCUCUUGUAAAGUCUUCUCGCACAGAGGCGGUGCUGGAAGCAGCAGCUGGAGCCCUUCAAAACCUGUGUGCUGGAAAUUGGACUUAUGGCCGCUGUAUUCGUGCUGCUGUUCGUCAGGAGAAAGGGCUUUCGUUACUGGCUGAUCAUCUGAACAACAAGAGUGAGCGUGUUGUACGUGCCGUAUGUGGAGCAUUGCGCAAUCUCUGUGGAGACAGCCGGAACAAAGAACUGAUUGGUAAGCAUGCGCUCAACAGUCUUGUGGCGCAGCUUCCCAGCUCAUCUUCCCAGUAUGUAUUGUCAGAAGAUACUACUGUUGCCAUUCUCGGUGUCAUUCAGGAAGUAAUCACUGGUAAUCUGGAAGCUGCAAAAAAGCUUAGAGAAAGUCAAGGAAUUGAAAGACUGGUUUUGAUCAACAAGGGAGGUGGACGCUCUGACAGAGAGAUACGUGCGGCAGGUCUUUGCUUACAGACCGUUUGGGGUUAUAAGGAUCUGAGAAGACCAUUAGAGAAAGAAGGGUGGAAAAAGACAGAUUUCCAGGUGUCUCUUGCUGGGACGACUCGUGCACAAGGAUAUGAUGAUAGCACUCUUCCGCUUAUUGAUCGGAAUCAGAAAAAUGAUAAGAAGUCUGGUAGCAUGGACAUCCCUUUGAAUGAUAUCAGAACAGAUCCAUACUCGCACAAUGGAGACAGUAGCACUCGCCACUUAAACCGUUCAGGAGAUUUGUCAGAACUGGAGCCCCUAAAGGAACGGUCUCUCAGUGCUGCGGGAUCUCUGGAUCUUGGGGAUGCUGAAGACCAGCCAGUCUAAUACCACAUCUCUCGCAUGUGGUGAAACACAAGCUUGAGCCUAUUGAGGAGCUACAGGUCCACAAAUGCUUCAUUCUUUAACCUCACUGCCUGUCCUUUUCCCAUCCAUUACUACCUUUUGGUUCUCUGCUGCAUCUGAAGAUCUCAUCUGCAGUGUAAAUUGUGAUGACCUAUUGGAAUAUUUUUAGACAAGUGAUGCAGCAAAUGCGAUAAAAUAUCGAAAAAAAAUGUGUAGAAUGACUGUAAAUAUGGGAACACUAACAUAUCAUGACAUGGCUGAUAUUGCGACACUAACAGUCUUUUUGGAUUGCUGGAGAAGCCACUGAGCUGUCUCUGCUUCUUUGAUUAUGUCCCCCUCCCCUUUUUGUUUUCCGGGUGACCUGGUUUUAUGUUUGCCUCGAAUAAUUUGUCUGAUUCUCUCCCAUUCCUUUUUUUAAUAUUUGUUUUGCAUUGUUUUUUUGUUUUGUUUUUCUUGGAAUCACCAGUGGCCUUCUCUUGGGGGAGGGAUUAUAGUGGGGUGGCUGUAUAAUUAACUCUCACCCCCGAUUGCUUCUCUACAAACAUUUUUCAUAACAAUCUGAUGCCAAGGAUUAUGUUUUUUAUAAAUAAAAUUUUUAAGACAA